AUGCACGACGCAGGCAGACCGGCCGCCGCCCGGACGGUCAAGGUGGUGUUGAUCGGGGACGGGAAUGCGGGCAAGACGUCGCUGCGGUCGCGCCUCCUCUUUCGCGCCUUUCAGCCAAGCUACCGUGCGACGAUUGGGGCCGACUUUGUCAGCAAGACGUUCUAUGUGCCCCGUUCUGCGGUCCAGCUCAGCAUCUGGGACACGGCGGGGCAGGAGCGCUUCCGCUCGCUCGGCGCUGCUUUUUACAGAGGCGCCGAUGCCGUCGUGCUGGCCUUUGACGUCUCGGACCGGGCCAGUCUGGAGCGCACGCUGACGUGGUACGACGAGUUCCGCCGG
Molecule: messenger RNA, 336 nt
Organism: Acaromyces ingoldii
Lineage: Eukaryota; Fungi; Basidiomycota; Exobasidiomycetes; Exobasidiales; Cryptobasidiaceae
Exons: 2
Biological process (GO): regulation of vacuole fusion, non-autophagic
Cellular component (GO): late endosome; vacuole; phagocytic vesicle
Molecular function (GO): GTP binding; GTPase activity
Source: RefSeq, a predicted model, not a curated record